AUGACCACCAACCAGUCCCUUCGCGACCGCCAAGUAGCCUCAAUCCAACGUAUACUGAACCUCAAUCAACCCGCUCCCGACUCCGAUGAUUCUGCCUUGGACGGCGCUGCAUCCAAUGGCCUCAUAUCCAAGUCGACUCCUAUUCUGAAUGCCGACGGAGAGCCAAUAUGGAAAGUCCUAGUGUUCGACAAGCUGGGACAGGAUGUGAUUAGCAGCGUUUUAAGAGUGAACGACUUGCGGAGUUGGGGCGUCACGAUACAUCUAAAUAUCACCCGCCAGCGACAUGCGAUUCCCGACGUACCUGUUGUCUACCUUGUCGAGCCUACUGCAGACAAUCUCCAGCGCAUCACACAAGAUUUGCAGAACGGCCUCUACUCACCCGCAUAUGUCAACUUCCUCUCCUCCAUACCACGACCUCUACUGGAGGACUUUGCAACGCAGACAGCAGAAGCUGGUACCUCGGAAAGUAUCAGCCAGGUCUAUGAUCAAUACUUGAACUUCAUUGUCAGCGAGCCGAACCUGUUCAGUUUAGGCAUGGGCAAAGAGACGUAUUGGACUAUGAAUAGUGCACAAACGAGUGACGAGGAGAUUGACAACAAUGUGGAUCGAAUAGUCAGUGGGCUGUUCAGUGUGGCUGUGACCAUGGGAACGAUUCCGAUCAUCAGGUGUCCCAAAGGUGGCGCCGCUGAAAUGAUUGCGGCGAAGCUAGAUCGCAAGCUUAGAGACCACAUUCUCAACGCGAAGGACAACCUCUUCUCCGCGAAGUCGGCGGCAACAGGGGCGACAUCUUCCAGGCCAGUUCUCAUCAUCGUGGAUCGCAACGUUGACCUUGUCCCUAUGCUUUCGCAUUCGUGGACGUACCAAUCACUGAUUCACGACGUGCUGAACAUGCAUUUGAAUCGUAUUACGGUGGAAACGCCUGUCGAUGAGAAUGAUGCAACCAAAGGCAAUGCGAAGAAGUCCUAUGACCUGACCUCGAACGACUUCUUCUGGAACAAGAAUGCCGGGAUGCCGUUCCCACAAGUAGCGGAAGACAUUGAUGCCGAGCUCACUCGGUAUAGAGACGACGCCGCAGAGGUCACAAAGAAGACCGGUGCGGGUUCGAUCGAGGAGCUUCAAAAUCCCGAAACGAGUGCUUCUGCUCAACAUCUUAAGGCCGCCAUAACACUCCUGCCUGAGUUGCGAGAGCGGAAAGCAUUACUCGACAUGCAUAUGAACAUUGCCACGGCCCUGCUAAAGGGCAUCAAGGAUCGACAGCUCGACAACUUCUACCAGCUGGAAGAAGAUAUUAAAAAGCAGACGAAGGUGCAGAUGUUGGAGCUAUUGAAUGGCUCCGACAAAGGUAAUCAACCGCUUGACAAGCUUCGCAUAUUUAUCAUUUGGUUUCUCAGCACCGAAGUCGAGCUGUCCAGAGCAGACAUGGAGCAAUUUGAAGAAGCCCUCAAGAAGAACAACGUGGACAUUAUGCCUCUGGCUUACAUCCGCCGCGUGCGAGAGAUCACACGAAUUACGAUGAUAUCAUCAGCGCCGACACAGCAACCGCAGCAAUCAUCCGCUUCGAACGACCUCUUUCGCGGAUUCAGCUCCAUCUCUUCGAGGCUCACAGAUAGGUUCAAAGAUGCGGGUCUCGGAGCGAAUUUUGAUAACCUGAUAUCCGGAGUGAAAAACUUCUUGCCAGCAAACAAGGACCUCACCCUCACCAAGAUCACAGAAAGUCUGAUGGACCCACAGAACGCGUCGACCAGUGCUCUACAGAAGACGGAGGGAUUCUUGUACUUUGAUCCUCGCUCCGCAAAUGCUCGCGGUACUAUGCCACCAAGCGCAAAGGAUGCGCGAUCAGGCACGCAGGAAAAACGUGGCAUUGACCCGUCAUUCGGGCAACGGAGACAGGGAUUCAGCGAGGCCAUUGUGUUCACAGUAGGCGGAGGCAGCAUGGAUGAGUAUGGCAACCUGCAAGACUGGGCCAAGAGAUCCACGGGGACGAGUGGUGCAGUCAGCAGGAAGAGAGUGGUGUAUGGCUCUGACGAGCUUGUCAAUGCCACUAUCUUCCUCGACGAGCUCACCAAGCUGGGUAAAGAGAGUGUUUGA
This is a messenger RNA of Pseudocercospora fijiensis CIRAD86, 2088 nucleotides long. RefSeq lists its product as uncharacterized. The transcript is spliced from 4 exons. Gene Ontology annotation, biological process: endoplasmic reticulum to Golgi vesicle-mediated transport; intracellular protein transport. Gene Ontology annotation, molecular function: syntaxin binding. Gene Ontology annotation, cellular component: cytosol; Golgi membrane. Bases 1 to 2088 code for a protein of 695 amino acids. The record is from RefSeq and is a predicted model, not a curated record. Lineage: Eukaryota; Fungi; Ascomycota; Dothideomycetes; Mycosphaerellales; Mycosphaerellaceae.